This is a messenger RNA of Capsicum annuum, 417 nucleotides long. Its product is annotated as peroxidase 29-like. The record is from RefSeq and is a predicted model, not a curated record. Gene Ontology annotation, biological process: response to oxidative stress. Gene Ontology annotation, molecular function: heme binding; peroxidase activity. The transcript has 4 exons. Bases 1 to 417 code for a protein of 138 amino acids. NCBI's taxonomy places the organism in Eukaryota, Viridiplantae, Streptophyta, Magnoliopsida, Solanales, Solanaceae.
AUGGCUCACGCUGCCCGCGAAGCUAUUUCUGUUUCUGUUGGUCCAAGAAUUGAUAUUCCUUUGGGCCGCAGAGAUUCUUCCAACCUACCAAAUUCAUCCUUAGCAGAUUCUUCACUUCCUCCUCCAAACUUGGGAGUUGAUCACAUGCUUCGUCUCUUUGCCCAAAAAGGCCUCUCCCUUGAAGAAUCUAUUUCCAUCAAUGAUUUUGGACGCAUCGAAAUAGGAAUUUGUCAUGAUAUAAGAUUUCCUGAACUGGGCCCUACUUUGGAUCUUUAUGUUCCUUAUGUGAAGGAGGGUGUUAAGUUCGCUGAGGUCCUCGAGAAGAUGAGGGCAGAAGUUACAUGGACAGAGAAUAGCGUCAUGGUUAAAGAACCUCCAAGGAACUCUUUCUGGAAUGAAACAUUUGCGUGCCAUUGA